Capra hircus (goat) is the source of this 1837-nucleotide messenger RNA. It is a transcript of the gene SLC2A4, whose product is annotated as solute carrier family 2 member 4. Gene Ontology annotation, biological process: cellular response to insulin stimulus; D-glucose transmembrane transport. NCBI's taxonomy places the organism in Eukaryota, Metazoa, Chordata, Mammalia, Artiodactyla, Bovidae. The record is from RefSeq and is marked provisional. Gene Ontology annotation, cellular component: membrane.
UCCCGCCAGACUCGCCCUCCUCACAAAGCUCCGGGACCCCCAUCAUCCCCGCGUCCUCCGCCCACCAGGCUGGGGUCGCAGACCCCCCCGGUCGCCUCCCCCUCGUCUACUGCAGCUCCUGCGUCUCCAGUUCCUAAGACAAGAUGCCGUCGGGCUUCCAACAGAUCGGCUCUGAAGAUGGGGAACCCCCUCGGCAGCGAGUCACUGGGACCUUGGUCCUUGCCGUAUUCUCUGCUGUUCUUGGCUCCCUGCAGUUUGGCUACAACAUUGGGGUCAUCAAUGCCCCCCAGAAGGUGAUUGAACAGAGCUACAAUGAGACCUGGCUGGGGAGGCAGGGGCCUGAGGGACCAAGCUCCAUCCCACCAGGCACCCUCACCACCCUCUGGGCUCUCUCUGUGGCCAUCUUCUCUGUGGGUGGCAUGAUCUCAUCCUUCCUGAUUGGCAUCAUCUCUCAGUGGCUGGGAAGGAAGAGGGCCAUGCUGUUCAACAACGCCCUGGCAGUGCUGGGGGGCACCCUCAUGGGCCUGGCCAAGGCAGCUGCCUCCUACGAGAUGCUCAUUCUUGGACGGUUCUUCAUUGGCGCCUACUCAGGGCUGACAUCGGGGCUGGUACCCAUGUACUUGGGGGAGAUCGCCCCUACUCACCUGCGGGGCGCCCUGGGGACACUCAAUCAACUGGCCAUCGUCACUGGCAUCCUAAUCGCCCAGGUGCUAGGCUUGGAAUCCAUGCUGGGCACAGCCACCUUAUGGCCACUCCUCCUGGGCAUCACCGUGCUGCCUGCCCUCCUGCAGAUGGUCCUGCUGCCCCUCUGCCCGGAAAGCCCCCGCUACCUCUACAUCAUCCGGAACCUGGAGGGGCCUGCCAGAAAGAGUCUGAAGCGCCUGACGGGCUGGGCCGACGUGUCUGAGGUGUUGGCUGAGCUGAAGGAGGAGAAGCGGAAGCUGGAGCGUGAGCGGCCCCUGUCCUUGCUCCAGCUCCUGGGCAGCCACACCCACCGGCAGCCCCUCGUCAUCGCCAUUGUGCUGCAGCUGAGCCAGCAGCUGUCAGGCAUCAAUGCGGUUUUCUAUUAUUCGACCAGCAUCUUUGAGUCAGCAGGGGUAGAGAAACCAGCCUAUGCCACCAUCGGAGCCGGCGUGGUCAACACAGUCUUCACCUUAGUCUCGGUGUUCUUGGUGGAACGGGCUGGGCGCCGGACCCUCCAUCUCCUGGGCCUGGCAGGCAUGUGUGGCUGCGCCAUCUUGAUGACUGUGGCUCUGCUUCUGCUGGAGCGAGUUCCAGCCAUGAGCUAUAUCUCCAUUGUGGCCAUCUUUGGCUUCGUGGCCUUCUUUGAAAUUGGCCCUGGCCCCAUCCCCUGGUUCAUCGUGGCCGAGCUCUUCAGCCAGGGACCCCGCCCAGCAGCCAUGGCAGUGGCUGGGUUCUCCAACUGGACGUGCAAUUUCAUCAUUGGCAUGGGUUUCCAGUAUGUGGCGGAUGCUAUGGGUCCCUACGUCUUUCUUCUAUUCGCGGUCCUCCUGCUUGGCUUCUUCAUCUUCACCUUCUUAAAAGUGCCUGAAACCCGUGGCAGGACGUUUGACCAGAUCUCAGCCGUCUUCCGCCGGACACCUUCUCUUCUGGAGCAGGAAGUGAAACCCAGCACAGAACUGGAGUACUUAGGGCCGGAUGAGAAUGACUGAGGGUCCACACAGGGGUGGGAGAGCCAAUUCUCUCCACUUGCCCAGAGACCCCCCCUCCUUUCCUCUGCAGCACUUUAACCCUCUCUUCCCCAUUACUUCCAGGGCAGAGAAAACCCCUGCAGCCUGGUGGGGUUGGGAAGCUGGAGGGAAGGGUGGUCUGAGCA